This is a messenger RNA of Cryptomeria japonica (Japanese cedar), 3586 nucleotides long. RefSeq names its product disease resistance protein RPV1-like. Gene Ontology annotation, biological process: defense response to fungus. The coding region runs from base 17 to 3277 and encodes 1086 amino acids. Gene Ontology annotation, molecular function: protein binding; ADP binding. The transcript has 7 exons. The record is from RefSeq and is a predicted model, not a curated record. NCBI's taxonomy places the organism in Eukaryota, Viridiplantae, Streptophyta, Pinopsida, Cupressales, Cupressaceae.
GCCUAUAAAGCACUCAAUGCUUGUAUCUGAACAACAUCUCAUCUCGCUCACAUUUGGUAUGGGCUCCUUUUGGUCCUUAUGCUCGGCCUCCUUUUGGUCCUUCUCUUGGCCCUGCUGUUGCCCAAAGAAGGCUUCGCCGCCAACGCCACCGCCACUUUCUCAGCUGCCUCCCGCUCAGUCGCCACCUGCUCAGCCGCCACUGCCACCUGACCAGUCGCCACCUCCUUUGCCGCCAUCUCCCUUGCCCUCACCUGCUCAGCAGUCAGGUCAGAUGUCGCCUGUUGUUUUGGUGCCGUCAUCUCAGAUGUCCACGGAGGAAAACUCUUUCAGCCUUUUUCAAACCAUCAACAAUGCCACCGACGUUGACUAUUUGAUCCAACUCAUCGACGAGUUCUCAGACAGGUCAAAACAAGAAGAGGCGGUGGAGGAAAGCACUAGUUUAGAAACCCUUUCUGAUACACUGAAGGAUAGAGCAAAAUCAGUAUGGAGUUCCUUUAUCCAAAGUGGCUGUGAAUUCCUUGAAUUUGUGAAUAAACAUAUUCAGUUGACGAAGGGAGACGAAGGAACCAGAGAAGCUGUAGCACAAAUAUUGCAAAAAGUGGAGAAGGCGCACCGGAUGGCUGGAGGAUUAGCUCUUGUAGUUUUCUUGCUAGACCAGAUUGAUCAGAUCUCUGAAAACCGGAGUGAAUGCAUACAACUCGUUAGGCAAAUGGCUAAGCUUGCUGGGCAUAUAAGAAAGUUGAAGUAUGAUAUGCCCCAAGAAGAAGAUAUAUUGAAUGAAGCUGUUUUAUUGGUUGUUGAAGGAUCCAUAAUGUGCGCUUCACAAUUAAGAUCUAGAACACUUUUCCGCAGGUGUAUGAAAGCUUCUGUGAACUACGAAAGCUUGGGCGCUGUACAAUUGAAAAUAAAUCAGCUGUAUCAAGAUCUUACAUUCCGAGCAGUAAAAGAUAUACAACAACAGCAGUCUGUGACUUUCCCUCCAUGGAAGCCUAUUUAUCCAUAUCAUGCGGUUCGCAUCGAAGAGCAGAAGAAACAAGUUAAAAAGUUGCUGGACAUGGAAACAGAAAACAACUCCUCAUUGGCGGUAGUUAUUUACGGAUUUGGGGGCAUAGGAAAGACCACUCUGGCCACCGCUGUUAUAGCUGAAUUAGAUCUCGCAAACUACAACUAUUCGGGAGUUCAAAUGAAAGAAGACCGCCCCAGUAAUUACAUAAAGUGUAUGCAGGAGCAAAUAUUGAAAGAUGCCUUCCCAGCAUAUACUUAUGACAGGAAUGUAACAUUGAGAAAUAGCGCAGAGGGUCGGGAUCAUCUCACCAGCGCUUUCCAAGCCCAAGGAAACAAGCCAGUUUUUCUGUUUAUUGACAACGCUCUUCGCACAGAAGACUUGCAAGAGCUUUUCCCAAAACGCUUAUCAGGCCUUCCGAAGCGGAGCAGAAUAGUGCUCACAACUCGAAAUUUGGGUGUCACGGAUAUGCUUAAGGACGCCGGCCUUACACGUCGUGAGCAUAUUGUGGAUACUCUACCCGACCAAGAAGCGAUCGAAAUUUUGCUAAAAGAUGAUCUUCAUAAUACAAUCAACAGGGACACAGAUGACAUGCGAAAAAUCCUGCGGAUUUGUGCUGGGAUUCCGUUAGUUUUGGAAAUUGUUGGAUCUCGCUUGAGUAAGCAGAACUUCAUGGUAGAGAGAUGUACACAAAUAUUUGAAGCUUUGGAGAGAGGAAAGGAUGUCAUUGAAGAAAAUCUGAGCAAACGUCUUUUCACUAAUGUGUAUAAUGAGUUGGAAACAUCUACGCAAGAAGCGUUUUUGGAUAUUUGCUGCUUCUUUGCUAGCUGGAGUCGCCACGAUGUGGAGUGUAUUGUUGGAGCAGAGGAGGUCACACAUCUUGAAGAGGCGGCUUUGUUUAAGACGUCCGACAAAGGCAAACUGGUUGUUCUAGAUAUCUUCCGAGCAAAAGGGAUGAGUAUGUCUGAAUCCAAAAGAAUUACAGAUAUUCAAUCCUGGGUCGAUGUUGUACGCGAGAAUCAGAGGCUCGAUCAAAUUAGAGGACUUUGGCUUGAGAGGGAUGAGACUGACGCUGUGUAUGAACUUCAUGAGAAUCACAUUCUGUCAAUGAAAAAAUCGUUGAGAGUUCUGGCGUUGGGGAACAAGAUAAAUGUAUCACCAUCAGGCCGAAAGACACCCAAAUUUAAAGAACUGAGAUUUCUGCGACUAGGUGGCGACAUCUCCGGUUUAUGGCCAGUUAAUUUGGAGUGUCUGGAACGGUUGGCUGUGUUCCAUGGCCCUGUCUUUAAGGAUGGUGUGACUUUGUAUCGGUUACCCAAGAGGCUACGCGUUAUGAAAGCCACUGCACAUUCUCAGGAAUCUGCAAAUUUGCAGGAGUCCAAGCCUGCAAACGUCAUCCAAAAUUCUUCCUUGGAGGAAUUAGAUUUAAAAGAAAUGAGAACUCUCCAGAUAUUGCCCAAGAGGCUUGAUCACUUAACUGGCCUCAAGGUUUUGAUAUUAGAUGAAUGGGAUAAAAUGCACGAGCUGUCCGAGCAGGUAUGUGAACUGCGUUCAUUAUGUAAAUUGAGUAUCAGUGGUGGAAAUUCUUUGAAGAAUCUGCCAAAAUUGUUUGGGCAAUUAAGUUGUUUAGAAGAGUUGAUCUUAACAAGUUGCAAACAACUGGAUGUAUUGCCCUCAACUUUUGGAGACUUGAGUUCUCUGAAACAUUUGAAUCUAGCAGAGUGUGUUAACAUAAAAGAACUUCCAUCAAGCUUUGGGAGAUUAACCUCAUUGGAGGUUUUAAAUUUAGAAAGCUGCUGGAAAUUGGAAGCCUUGCCUUCUAGCUUCGGUCAAUUGCAUAGGUUAAAGAAGUUGAGCCUGCAGUCAAAUGAUCUGGAAGAAUUGCCUUCUAGCUUUGGGGAACUCACCGCUUUAGCAGAGCUGCGGUGCAAUUGUCUGGAACUGAAGCAAUUGCCUGAUAGCUUUGGGCAGCUUAUUUCCUUGACACAUUUAGAUUUAAGUAGUUGUAUGAAAUUGAAAUCCUUGCCAUCCAGCGUAGGAGAACUUAGGUCACUAAAAUAUUUCAACUUAUCGUCUUGCUCUAAGUUAGAAGAAUUACCUCCGAACAUUGAUGAUCUUCAAUGUUUAACACAACUCGAAUUAAAACUAUGUAACAGCCUGAAGGAAUCUCCUAUAUUUUCUUUUCUGAGGGAAAGAAAUCAGGGGUUAACAAUUUGGCUUCCGGAUCAGCUGAAGGACAAGGAAUCCUUCUCUUCUAAUCAGAGGUCUCAAUAGUUCAAGCGCUAAUAUUCUCUUUAUCCUGUAUCGGGAGGGCAAGGAUAUGUAUGUGUAUCAUAUUGUCAGAGUUUGAGAGAAUGUCUUAUAAUAAUAAUAACAGCUCUUAUCGAUUUGGCUUCCGAAUAGCUACAGGACGAGUCGUCUUCCAAAUUUUGGUCUCAACGGUUGAGUGUCUUUAUGUGAUGUCAGCCACUGUUUUAGUUAUAUAAGUAUUUAUUCAAAUAAAAGCAAUAUACUGAAACUUUUUUAGUUGCAACUACAAUAUCAAAUGUUUGAUGAUAAUAUAUUUCAAAUGGUUUUAUAAUA